Messenger RNA from Cyprinodon variegatus (sheepshead minnow), 2986 nucleotides. RefSeq names its product early growth response protein 1-B-like. Lineage: Eukaryota; Metazoa; Chordata; Actinopteri; Cyprinodontiformes; Cyprinodontidae. The transcript has 2 exons. The coding region runs from base 226 to 1674 and encodes 482 amino acids. Gene Ontology annotation, molecular function: DNA-binding transcription factor activity, RNA polymerase II-specific; RNA polymerase II cis-regulatory region sequence-specific DNA binding. Gene Ontology annotation, biological process: regulation of transcription by RNA polymerase II. The record is from RefSeq and is a predicted model, not a curated record.
CCUACCGAGGACCAGAAACGAAAAGGAAUACCUUAAAUUGAAUUUCUUUUUUUUUUCUUUCUUACUGCUUUGGAUCAUUUAUGAAAAAGCCAUUUAUAAGGAGGUUGGAUAUAGAACGGUGAUCUGCAUUAUUUGUUUCCCCCUUCUUCCUUUUUUUGUUAUUGUUUUUUUUCCCCUGUCCUUUUCUAAUACCUUGGGAGAGACGGACUUCUUAAGUGCAUCAUUAUGUUGAACAAUAUGGAUUUGAAUGCGAAAGAUUCUUUUUAUCCUCAGUUUGAGAAUUGCAACAGUUCUUCCCUCGGAAUGGAAAACGGCGUGCGGAAAGAUAACAACCAAGAGGUGUUUGUCGAUGCAGAGCGGGGGGUACCUGCCCAGUUUGGCCACGAAGGAACCCCUGCAACCCUAAAAACGGAGGCUUCCAACUCGGAGUACGCGUUUACCCACUGCGAGUGCCCAAAAGACGCAUACACCCCCUCCUCCUCCUCCUCCUCGCUCGCCUACUCCGGCAGCUUCUAUGUUGAGGCAUCUCAGGGAGCGCCCUGCAGCACCGAAACACUCCUCAAUAUGAUCACCGAGAUCGUGGGCAUAUCCACGCUGCCGCUCUCAGAGGCGCAACAGAACGGCCACUGCAGCCGGGGGACAUACCCCUCUCCCGGGCCUCCAGACAGCAGCUCUGGCGGCUUCGGGGACUCAAAGCGGCAGUCAUACACCUGUUCCGGAUCCGAUCAAGACCAAACCCCGCAAGACAACCAAGCCCAUCAAGACCCGUCCACUUCCCAGUUCGGCUUUCAAAAGAAGCCAGAGCCAAAGUCGGAGGCCGCUUCUUUCCCCGUUGUAGUAAAGAAUGAGUUUGAAAACAGCUGCUAUGAGUGGGGGAGCUUUAACAAUAAGUCUGACUGUUUGGAAACCACUUUCCACUCAGAGACGUUCCCCAUGUCCAAUGAUUUCCCACCUGAUCAGCAAAUGGACGUUAAGGACCUUUUGGAGACUUUCCCCCCUAUUUGUCCCAACCCAGAGAUGGAGUUUAAGGUGGAGGGGGGGAUCAAACAGGAGCCAUGUUUCUCUGACACCUGUUCCCAGAGUUACUCCAGCCCUCUCUAUAAUAAUUACCUCCCACCACCACCAACUAUGGGCCUGAAACCCUUUCCAGAACCCCCGCAGCCAUCAAACCAGUGCGACCCUCUCUACACAUCACCAGCCUUACCCAGCACCAUAGACUCCAUCCUAUACUCCUCCCUGCUGCCAGACUCCUUCCCGCAAACUUACACCAACCGCACGGCGAAGCCUCCCGGCAGCAGGGCGAGAAAGAGCCCCGCCUCCUCCUCCAACGGCCCGGCCAAGGAGAAGCCCUUCACCUGCCCCAUGGAGAGCUGCGACCGGCGCUUCUCCCGCUCCGACGAGCUUAACCGGCACAUCCGCAUCCACACGGGCCACAAGCCCUUCCAGUGUCGCAUCUGCCUGCGCAGCUUCAGCCGGAGCGACCACCUUACCACCCACACCAGGACUCACACUGGGGAGAAACCCUUUUCCUGCGACGUGUGCGGUAAGAGGUUCGCCCGCAGCGACGAGAGGAAGCGGCACGGACGCGUUCACCUGAAGCAGAAGGAAAAAAUGGAGAUAAAGCCACAGGUGACCGCUGGGCCAUGGCCGUUCAGUCUUCCAGAGGGAAUAUGAAAGUUGCGCCCUUUUUGUUUGGCGGGAAUAAAAUGUUAAAAGAUGAAGCCAGCCUGACUUGGUUUUGCUUUGCAAAUCAUCCUGUAAACUCAGAGGUUUAUUUUCAGAGGAGCAAGGAGGAGGAAAAGAGCCUUAUAGCGCGUUGCUGCUGACUUUCUGCAGCCAUGCCAAAGCUGCACAGGUCGGCUAGCAGAUCAACAGAGACUUGUUGCUUUAACUUUCAGAGGCGCCAAAGCCUCUGUGUUCUACACUGCAUGACCGGUCUGUUUCAGCACCUCUUCAAUCUGGACAGCUCCAGCCUCCAUUUGCCUCAGAGCCAUGUGUGGAUUGCAUUUACAGAUUAGAAAUUAUGAAUAUUUCAAUUAAUAGAUUCCUUAGUUUCUGCUUUUAGCAUUCGUAGAGCAAUGAUUUUAACCUAUGUUUUCUUCAAAAAAAAAAAAAACAAAGUGCAUGUUUGUGUCAAUGUUUUCUUUCACUUAACUGGAAUAUCAGCCACUCUCAGCCCCUCACUCAUCGCAGUGAAUUAAAGGGUUGUAUUUUUGUUUUGUUUUUUAGACAUGAAUGUAUGGUUUUGACCAUGAAGCUGUUCAUCUAUGAUCAGUUUAGUGUUUUUAUCUUACUCUUCAUUUUACUGUCAAUGUUUCUUUUGUCACUGGUCUUUGUGUUGUGUUACAAUCGUUUAUUAGAUUAUUACAGUUGUGGAAGAUAUAUCAUAAAUGGGAAAUAAAUAUAUUUGUAUCACUGUACCUCUUUGUAUUUUUAUAGAUUAAGUGAAUAUUUGACAAUUAAUCAUAAAGUGAAAUGUAUUCUCAAUUAUAAAUAAUGUCUUGAUUAAUUAUAAUUUUUUUUUAGGGCUAUCAUUUCGUAACAAUAUUUUGAAUGUUACAGUUUGAUAUGACAAAAAAAAAACACUUUUCGCAAGUCAUUCCUUUAUUGGUGAGAUAGAGAAAAUUGUCUCGAUGAAUUGUUGAUAUGGAUUUUCAAUGGGAAUAUGUACUUCAGUAAAUUAGACUCUUUUACAGGUUGUACAGAAUUAUGUUCAGCUGAGCUAGAAGUUCCUAGCAAACCACAUAAACAUUGCUUUUGAGUAAUCUGGUAGCACACAUUGCUGCGAGUCUCUGUAGACUGUAGAUUAAAGGGUUUUGGACGUCUGGUUCCUUUUGCUGAGGGUACUUUUUGCUGAAAUGUUCACUUUAGCAAAAUAAAUAAAUAAAUAACAAAUACAAUAAAAGCAUUGAAGUAUUUGGUGAUAUUGUCACCAACAGGGUAUUGCAAAAAAAGUAAUUUAACUCGCCUUAAGUUAUAUUAACUG